This is a messenger RNA of Tachyglossus aculeatus (Australian echidna), 875 nucleotides long. It is a transcript of the gene FTH1, whose product is annotated as ferritin heavy chain 1. Gene Ontology annotation, cellular component: cytoplasm. Lineage: Eukaryota; Metazoa; Chordata; Mammalia; Monotremata; Tachyglossidae. The transcript has 4 exons. The record is from RefSeq and is a predicted model, not a curated record. Gene Ontology annotation, molecular function: ferric iron binding; ferrous iron binding. The coding region runs from base 152 to 703 and encodes 183 amino acids. Gene Ontology annotation, biological process: intracellular iron ion homeostasis; iron ion transport.
GCGGCAGACGCGCAGCGAGAGGGGUCGGCGACGCUGAGGUUUCCUGCUUCAACAGUGCUUGGACGGAAACCCGCCCGCCGCCCGGUUCCCCGCCUUCUCUCCUCUAUCUGCCGUCCGUUUUCUUCACUCACCGUUCCCUCAGCCGCCCGCCAUGACCUCCGCGGCCCUCUCGCAGGUGCGCCAGAACUACCACCAGGACUCGGAGGCCGCCAUCAACCGGCAGAUCAACUUGGAACUCUACGCCUCCUACGUCUACCUGUCCAUGUCCUACUACUUUGAUCGGGAUGACGUGGCUCUGAAGAACUUUGCCAAGUACUUCCUGCACCAAUCCCGCGAGGAAAGAGAGCAUGCUGAGAAACUAAUGAAACUACAGAACCAACGAGGUGGCCGGAUCUUCCUGCAGGACAUCAAGAAACCAGACCGUGAUGACUGGGAAAAUGGGCUGACUGCAAUGGAGUGUGCCUUGCACCUGGAAAAGAAUGUGAACCAGUCACUACUGGAACUCCACAAACUGGCAACUGACAAGAAUGACCCCCAUCUGUGCGACUUCAUUGAGACCCACUACCUGGAUGAACAGGUGAAAUCCAUCAAAGAACUGGCGGACCACGUGACCAAUUUGCGCAAGAUGGGAGCCCCAGAUUCUGGCAUGGCGGAGUACCUCUUUGACAAGCACACCCUUGGAGAUAGUGACAAUGAGAGCUAAGCUGGCCUCACCCACUCCUAUGGGUGUAACUUCUCUUUACUAUCCAGCAAUGCAUGUGUCUCUUUGGUUACCUGUUCUCCUCAAUCUGUAUCCCAAAACCACCAUUUUUUUUUUUUUGUUUCUUACUGUGUUGUCAUUACAUCCAAUAAAGUGACUUGGUUCUCCUUUGUGA